AUGUACGCCUUUGCUAUCCUAGCCAACCUCCUCCUCGCUUCGGUCGCUAUUGCCAUUCCUACCUCAGCCGAGCGUCGUGCCGCCCGCCAUGCCCGUCGUGUCCGCAACCACUUGUCUCACCCUGCGGUUCCACAAAGCUCACAAAGCUCCAAAUUCGACGUCGCUGCUGUCAACGUCACCCAGGAGACGUUCACUACUAACUGGGCUGGCGCCGUCUGGAGCGAGGGCCAGGGUACCUUCACGUCCGUGACUGGCACUUUCACUGUGCCCACCGCGUCGGGCUCAGGCUCCUCCUCAGCCUCAGCCUGGGUCGGCAUUGACGGUGCCUCGUGCGGCAACGCCAUCCUCCAGACCGGUGUUGACUUUAACGCCGAUGGCACGUAUGAUGGCGAGUCCUUUCGUGUUAAUUUGACUUGCCAAACAAGCGGGGCUUAUCCUGUUUUCUUAUCUUUAGCCUGGUACGAGUGGUACCCCGCUGGAGCUGUUGACUUCCAAAACUUCCCCAUCAACUCCGGAGAUGUCAUUACCGUCACCGUCACCGCGACAUCGACCACCUCUGGCACGGCUGUUAUUGAGAACACGACGCAGAACCAGCAGGUGACGCAGGACCUGACGUCGUCGUCGGCGCUCUGCGAGCAGGAUGCGGAGUGGAUUGUGGAAGACUUUGAGGAGAACGGUGGCCUGGUUCCCUUCGCCGAUUUCGGCACUGUAACGUUCUCCCAGGCGUCGGCCACCUCUAGCUCGGGGUCCGUCAGCCCCUCCGGCGCGACUGUGUACGAUAUCCAGCAGAAUGGCCAGCAGCUCACUCAGACGACGAUUGACGGCAGCGAUGUCACUAUCCAGUACCAAUAAAGGCCGGCUUCUUGAUGUCGCGAUGUGAUUAAUGAACUCUAAGGACUGCUGUGCAUUCGAUGUUGAAACUUGAUACCGGACCUUACUUCUGAUGUGCUAUUUUCUACACUUGAUGGUUGGCAGGUCUGGACUUUUAUUCUCGUGCUUUUUCUAUAGAGUUAUUACUCGGGUUACUGUUAAAUGAUGCAAUAACAAGUGUUCUGUUUUGGUCA
Molecule: messenger RNA, 1064 nt
Organism: Coniophora puteana RWD-64-598 SS2
Lineage: Eukaryota; Fungi; Basidiomycota; Agaricomycetes; Boletales; Coniophoraceae
Exons: 2
Coding region: 1-852 (283 amino acids)
Biological process (GO): proteolysis
Molecular function (GO): glutamic-type endopeptidase activity
Source: RefSeq, a predicted model, not a curated record